Hermetia illucens (black soldier fly) is the source of this 2918-nucleotide messenger RNA. RefSeq names its product nose resistant to fluoxetine protein 6-like. Lineage: Eukaryota; Metazoa; Arthropoda; Insecta; Diptera; Stratiomyidae. The record is from RefSeq and is a predicted model, not a curated record. The coding region runs from base 67 to 2202 and encodes 711 amino acids. Gene Ontology annotation, molecular function: acyltransferase activity, transferring groups other than amino-acyl groups. The transcript is spliced from 8 exons.
UUUCUAUGGGUCUAUGCCCGGUAUUUUGCAUUCAUCUAACAGUUUGCUUGAUAGUUCCAUCGCGAAAUGAUCUUUUCCGCCGAGCGUGGAUCGCCUCCAAUGAUGUUGAGAUGUUGGCGAUUAAUAACGGCCGUUCUGAUCUUCAUUUUUGUGGUAGAGUUACAACGAGUUGAUUGCAGUAAAAGUUUUGCCGAAAUAAUCGAUAAUAACAAUAGUCGUGUGGAAAGUUUAAAAAAUGUAAACUUUUUGGUUGGGAUCGCGGAACGCGGCGUGAGUUUGAAAAAUGAAAGUAGUAUUGAAGUACGAGAGUGCGUCAAAGACUUGAAGGUGUUUUUGGAAGCGGUUGAAGCUAAUGAAAUUUGGGCAAUAAAAUUGAUAGAUGCGUUUGGAAACAUGCCGCGUUCGUUUAUUUGGGGGAAUAAUUUCUGGUUUUCAUCAGGCGAGCUUUGCUCAGAUGUCAGUGAACCUUUCUAUAUAUCAUUAUCAUCAAAUAUCCCGCGGGCAACUAGUGGAAACUUAAUGAAUGCGACGAGUCCUUACAAAAUGCAUCUUCAAAUGAUCUACUUCAACUACACAUCUUCGCUACAAUUGGAUUUGAAACAACAGUAUCAGCCAUACAUAGAAAUUGGGUUGUGUGUCUCAGCAAAGUGCCCGAAAGAGGCUAUCGUGAGUUGGACCGAACAGUAUUUCAAGGAUAAGCGAUAUGGCCCUCAACUUGUAUAUGAUAUCGAUAUGGCCACCAUUGAUAGUAAAGUCCCAGAGUUUAAGCUGGAAAUUUUCGCGAGUACAGGAAUAAUUCUCCUUGCGUUAAUUGGUAUCGUAAUAUCAUCACUCGCAGUGUUUGCAGAGGUUACAUAUAUUCUGCAGCAGAGACGUUUAGAAAUAAGCAAAAAUAAGACCAUAGCGGAAGCUUUUCGAGGUGAAAAAUUUGUGAUGUGUUUUUCCCUGCGAGAAAACUUUCCACGUGUACUAAAAGCAACAGCACCCAAGGAUUUUGUACCGGUUAUAGCCGGACUCAGAACAAUUGUCUGCCUCUGGGUUACUUUGCUGCACAUUUACUAUCAUUCAAUGUUUACCAGGAACAACAUUCAGUUCUUAUACGCGAAAUUAGAAAGUUUCAUCUUGCAACCGAUCCUGCAAGCCUGCUUCUAUGUGGAUGUAUUUUUUACCAUCAGCGGAUUUUUACUAGCAUACAACCUUUUAACGAGUUCACACCAUGUAGAGACAAUAAAAUCCAAUACAUUUUUCCAAAACGUGAAGCUAUACGUGAAACUGGUCAUUCAUCGCCACUUCAGACUAAUGCCUGUGUUCAUAUUGACAAUGGUUGUAAGUGACUUUGUUUUUGAUAUCGUCAAUAUGAUCUCACCAUUCUAUGAAGAUUACAAUUGUCUUAUGUUUUACAGGACGUGGUGGUACAACUUGUUAUAUAUCAACAACGCCUUGCCUUUAAGUAGAAUGUGUUCAAGCUGGGGCUGGUAUAUCGCUUGUGAGAUGCAGUUCUACAUAUGCUUCCUUGCAAUUAUGUUUAUUUACAUAAAAAAUGAAGGUGCCGGAAAAGCACUUUUUAUUUCCAGUGGGAUAAUAAUGGUCACCGUUAGCUUCUUUUGUUACUAUUCGAACGGAAUAACUUUCCAGAUCGAUGUAAUCAGUUUGACAACAGAAAAUGUGUACAUAAAACCUUGGACCAGGGUACCACCAUACUUCGGCGGAGUGUUCAUGGGCUGGUUUUUAUAUCGGAUUAGAAACUCAACUGUGAAACUAAGCACGCUCACUAGAACAACGUUCUGGGUGGUAGCCAUAGUGAUUCAUUUAGCGACAAUUUUCAUGAGCUACUGGAAGACGACCCCCGUGUGGCUUGUCUCAUCAAUUAUGUCUUUUGGGAAGGUUCUGUUUGGAAUCUUCAUUGGUAGUUUGAUAAGCAUCUGCCAAUUAGGCUAUGGCGGGGCAUUCGCUAAAGUCAUGGGUUCUAGAUUGUUUUUGUACCUAAACAAAUUUUCAUUUAGUAUGUACAUGGUCGCUCCAAUUGUAAUAACAAUUUUAUUUGGCUUGCGAACUGAGCCAUCAACGUUCAAUGAGUUGACAGCAGCAUCAGAAAUCUUUGCAGUUAUUUUCAUAUCUCAUAUAUUCUCAGUGGUAAUAACUCUUUUCAUUGAAAUUCCAUUCCAAAGGUUAUCGAGUCAGUACAUUUUGAAAAGAGUGUGAUAAUACGAUGUCUAUUUUAUUAUAAUAAGUUAUUAAGUUGUAGCAGAGUAGCUGAGAUAUACAUAAGUUCUACAGUGACAAAAAAUAAAUCCUGUCGGGUGUUAGUUAAGCGAUAUUCCGCUCUGGCGAAAAUAGUACAAAGAUGAACAAAACACUCUGGACACCUUGUAGCUAACACAAUGGAGUACUUGUGAUGCUACGACCUUACCUAGGCAAAAAGGACAUUGUUUAUCACCAUGCCACCAUUUGAUUAUCACCAUAUCUACUUUUUGAUUGUCAAAUUAACUUAUAUCGAUUUUAUACUGAAAUGAGGUGAUUCUUGGUGACCUGUAGUUAAUUUAAUACGCCGAGUUUUAUCAGAAUAAAUGUUUUUUCUAUUGCCUACGUUUUGUUUAGAUUGCUUCACGUUCAGAUACAGCAAGAACAUAUGUAUGUAUAUUACUGCAAGUCAAAUAUGUAUUCACACUAAGCUAGAGUCUUAUUAUAGAGUAAAAUGGAAAUAUAUGUAUGAAUAAAAAUAUAAGAAGUACUUUCUCAAGUCAUUUUGAUCUUCUUUAUUGAGCCGAUUGUCAGAAUAGCAAUAGACUGGAAAUAAUCAUACUUCAAGUGGUCCUUUCCACUGCCAUUGCGACACAGUGUCAAUGGUGGUUAAUCAUCAUAUGGGUUAAUAUUAAUGUUCAAUAGUCAAUCUUCAGUCAUACUAAUAAUAUAAUAUC